Penicillium angulare is the source of this 555-nucleotide messenger RNA. RefSeq names its product glutathione peroxidase. Gene Ontology annotation, molecular function: glutathione peroxidase activity. The coding region runs from base 1 to 555 and encodes 184 amino acids. Gene Ontology annotation, biological process: response to oxidative stress. Lineage: Eukaryota; Fungi; Ascomycota; Eurotiomycetes; Eurotiales; Aspergillaceae. The transcript is spliced from 2 exons. The record is from RefSeq and is a predicted model, not a curated record.
AUGUCUUCCGCAACCUCAUUCUUCGAAUUCGAGCCCGUUGACAAGAAGGGCGAACCCUUCCAGCUCAGCUCACUACAAGGCAAAGUCGUCCUGGUAGUCAACACCGCCUCCAAGUGCGGUUUCACCCCCCAAUUUGAAGGCCUCGAGAAGCUCUACAAAGGCCUGAAAGAGAAAUACCCCGAAGACUUCACAAUCCUCGGUUUUCCUUGCAACCAGUUCAACGCCCAAGACCCCGGCUCGAACGACGAUAUUCAGUCCUUCUGCCAGCUCAACUAUGGUGUGACAUUCCCUGUUCUCGGCAAGCUAGACGUGAACGGUAAAGAUGCCGCGCCUGUCUUUGCUUGGUUGAAGGAGCAGCAGCCCGGUGUGAUGGGUCUACAACGUGUGAAGUGGAACUUUGAGAAGUUCCUUGUUGGUGCCGAUGGAAAGGUUAGCGGUCGGUGGUCAACCUUCACCAAGCCCGAACAGCUGGAGGCGCCGAUCAUUGAGCAGAUUGAGAAGGCUCGGAAGGCGGGGACUCUGGCGUCAUUGAACAAGGAUAAUGAGGGGAAAUAG